GCUUUUUCAGCAUGGUAGUUGGGUAAUCAGUGGGUCUGACCACUGAUGACCCUUGACCUCUGCAUCAUUUCCGUGUCAGCCAUCUUUGUUCUGACUCGAAGCCGUCGUGACUUCAGGGAAGAAAUCCUUCUAUCCGUCUUCCCUCAUACGGUGUGACUAUAAACCAGCAUGUCCAUACAACACCAGGAGUUCAUCUGUGGCCUCUCGCAAGAGGUGACCAUAGCAGUCCUCCCCAGACUGAACAUGAAGGAGCUGAUGUUUGAACUGAACAGAAGGAUUCAAAACCUGGAUAAAGAGAACAGCAUCAAGGACAGACUAGUCAGUAUCCUUAGGGACGUAAUGUUGGAGGAAUACUGUCAGUGGAAAAGGAGGUCACAACUCAGUUCUCCAGACGAAACCACCAUAUUUGGGCAAAAUCAGGACACAGUUGCCAUUCAAGAGAAAUUUGUUCUGACUUCGUAUGCAGGAACAAUGGUAUCGGAGACUUCAAGUUACGACACCUCACAGCAAAGGUUUGGACUGGACAUUGUGAUAAAGAAGGAACGCGAUACAAGCAGUGAAGUGCUCAUGCAUACAGAGCCAAAGGAUCUCGACUCGGAUUCAGACCUAAUAAUACAACCGAACCAUGAACUUUGUAACACGCCCAGUUCAGGCUCACAAAUGCUUCCCUCAUUCAAAACCUCCCUGACACAAAUGAACGUCACAGCAGACUCUCUCAUUAAAGAAGAAGACAUUGAUAUGCUUACUAGUACUGAGGACGCAGCAUGUAGAGCUCGCCAUGACGAGCUUGACAUCGACACUUCUACAUUCAGUAUGCAGGUCUUGAAUACAAUCAAUUCAAUGAAUAUAUCUUACUCAGAGACUCCAGUGGAAAGCGAUACACCCGGUGAGGAAGCACCUUUGGCUUCUUGUCAUCUGCCUCCAGACAACGGUGACGUACCUUUGGAAAAUGAAUGUUAUGUUUUAGAAGAUUACCAAAUCAAGCAAACGUCGCAACCUUCAAACCCUGAUCAAACUGAACACUAUACUGAUGACAGAGAGACUGGUUUCAUCAACAGCGGACUUGAGCAAAGUAGGGAAGAAAGUAAUGAUGAAAGUAGUGAGGAAAAAUCAUUCGCACACAGUGUCCCCAAGCAUAGGCAACGCCAAAAAGAAGAAAUGCCUUUCAUGUGCGGCGAAUGUGGUUAUAGGGCAUCUAGUAAGCAUCAGCUUGUCAGACACAUGAGAAAACACACCGGCGAGAAGCCGUUCAAAUGUAAUCACUGUAACUUCAAGGCGUCAGUGAAACACAAUCUAGUCCAGCACAUGAAAAGACACAAAGAUGCAGAGCCUUAUAGAUGUAAAAUUUGUGUCUACAAGACCUACCGAAAGUCGGAUGUUGAGAAACACAAGAUGUACCACUCUGGUGUGAAGUCCUACAAAUGUGAGGAAUGCGAGUAUCGGACAACUCGAAUUUACCAUCUUACUAGACACAGGAGGCGUCACACCGGUGAGAGAUACAGUUGUCAAGAGUGUGACUACAAGUCAAUAGAUAAGUCCAACUUCGUCAGGCACAUGAGAAAGAAACACCAGUGAAGCUACUGUCAGUUACCAACCAAAAAUAACUUCAUACAUAUUUUGGGUAGAAGCUUUUUUCUUCUUCAUUUACUUCCUUUUUGCUAACUAGAAACCAGACAUAAAACAUGAUCAACUUUCGUAUAGCAACUUUAUCUAUUCGUUUAGCUUUAUUCAUUUGUCCUUUUUGCUUAUUUCUGUUUCCUUUAGCCAAAAUAGACCAGCCUAGUGACUUUCCACUACUUUACAGUCUUACCUUGAUAAAGAAUGAUUAUACAAUAGUUCAUGAUUCAAGCGUAUGCAGUUGUGAAAGAUAGCAAUAGCGUGUAUUCUAAGAUAAGUUUCUAUUUAGUACAAAGUUUUUGCCUGUGCAUGUACUGUUACAGCACUCACAGAGGAAAAGAUGAUAAAAACGAUGUUAACAACAUUACAAGUAAA
This is a messenger RNA of Branchiostoma floridae (Florida lancelet), 1992 nucleotides long. RefSeq names its product zinc finger protein 184-like. Gene Ontology annotation, biological process: regulation of transcription by RNA polymerase II. Bases 169 to 1575 code for a protein of 468 amino acids. Lineage: Eukaryota; Metazoa; Chordata; Leptocardii; Amphioxiformes; Branchiostomatidae. Gene Ontology annotation, molecular function: DNA-binding transcription factor activity, RNA polymerase II-specific; RNA polymerase II transcription regulatory region sequence-specific DNA binding. The transcript is spliced from 5 exons. Gene Ontology annotation, cellular component: nucleus. The record is from RefSeq and is a predicted model, not a curated record.